GGUCAAGCACUGGCGGUGGAUGCUGGGCGGGAUGCGACAGCCGGAGCAGAUCAACACCUACAACCCCUGAGACUUGUUCUUUUCACCGGACCAAUGUCCAUGGUAUAAAGAGCGAUAAAGCUUCUCAAGAAUGUAGCGGAACAGUGUGAACCAAUUCACACCUGUUUGAAUACCUAUUAUUGAAUGAUGGUUUAUUUCUAAAGUUACCUAGAGCACCCUUGUAGCCGGGAAUAAACCAGAUUGAGGCUACAUAUUAGAAAAAUUGAUUCCGGUCAGAAGCCAAGUUUGAUCAUGAGAUUGGUGGAAUAUCAAAAAUCAAGCAAAAAGAGAGGGUCCAAAACGCUUUUGGUCAAAACACCUUGUUCCCUAGUGCGCCCUGUACCCAGCCCUCAUCUCAUUUUCUCGCCCGCUGAUGCGUCCAAUUCUUUAUCUUAUCUUAUCUUAGCCAUGUGUGGGGGGGGGGGGACCGAUUCCAUCAUCAUCAUUCAUUCCCGUAUUUUACCGCCGCGUGCGUGCUCCUGCCUGUCUCAUGUGCGUGUGUCCACAGGGCCCCCCCCCUUUCUAAUCUAUUCCCUUUUUCUUUUGUUCUAUCCUAUUCUAUUCUCUAUCCUACCUGCUCUCCUAUUUCCACGUAGUAGUCGUGUCGUUGUAGUCGUUACGAUGGUACAGUAGUACAUAUAUAUUUACUUUUUCUUCAGAUAACCUCUAUCACAAGAG
This is a messenger RNA of Aspergillus alliaceus, 717 nucleotides long. RefSeq lists its product as uncharacterized. The transcript has a single exon. Bases 292 to 672 code for a protein of 126 amino acids. The record is from RefSeq and is a predicted model, not a curated record. Lineage: Eukaryota; Fungi; Ascomycota; Eurotiomycetes; Eurotiales; Aspergillaceae.